Molecule: messenger RNA, 529 nt
Organism: Saccostrea cuccullata (small rock oyster)
Lineage: Eukaryota; Metazoa; Mollusca; Bivalvia; Ostreida; Ostreidae
Exons: 1
Coding region: 29-529 (166 amino acids)
Source: RefSeq, a predicted model, not a curated record
AAAAACGGACAGUUUACUAAACAGGGACAUGAUAAAAAGGUGCGUGGGUUUAAAAAAGGCAUUGUUAUUACGAGUAGCUAAGAACAGGGGUGAGCCUUUGCCACCAACUGACUUGGAACUGGAAGGUCACCACAAUUCCGUUGAUCUCGAUGAAGAACUAGUGCAAUUAGAUCACGACUAUUUUGGCGUUGCUGAGGAAGUGACUGUGUGUGAUGAUGAUGGUGGUUCUAUAGACAAUGAUAAAGCCUAUGAUUGGCGAGUGGGCAGGCGCAUCGUGGAACUGAAUGUACUUGCAGAUGGGUUGAGGGCUUGUCAGCUUUGUCAGUCCCCCUUACAGCUACAUAACUGUGUUAACGAAAAAAAAUUUGGAAUUUCACAAAUUUUACAAAUAAAGUGUGAACACUGCCAUCUUUUAAAUGAUGUGGCAACAGGGAGAAGGGGGGCCUCGGCAUCAGGGUACAGUGUAGAAUUUGGGGGGCCUGGCAUGGGAUGCCAAUACUACAACUGGCAGCAGGUAAGAUUGCCAUAA